Molecule: messenger RNA, 712 nt
Organism: Oryza brachyantha (malo sina)
Lineage: Eukaryota; Viridiplantae; Streptophyta; Magnoliopsida; Poales; Poaceae
Product: 50S ribosomal protein L34, chloroplastic
Exons: 2
Coding region: 32-535 (167 amino acids)
Biological process (GO): translation
Cellular component (GO): mitochondrial large ribosomal subunit; ribosome
Molecular function (GO): structural constituent of ribosome
Source: RefSeq, a predicted model, not a curated record
AGAGGCUAGCCCGCACCUCGACUCCCCAACCAUGGCGCUAGCCCUUCUCUCGCCAAUGGCGACCCUCUCCCUCCACUCCGGGAGGAUCUCGGCGGCAGCCAUCGGCGGCGGCCUCCGCCCUCGCAAGGCAGCCCCGAUGGGCGCCUCCGCCACCCCGUUCCUCCGGAGCUCCUUCGUCUCCUCCUCCUCCUCCUCGACAUCAUCCGCCUCCGCCACCGCGCUCUCGGCCGCUGUCUCGGCGUCGCUGACCUUCACCUCUGCCUCCUCAUUUGCCGGUUCAUCUUUGGGAAUUGAAUUCAGCUACAACAGAGUAACAACAGGAAGAUCCCGGAUUCUGCAGAUUAGGGCUGGAAAGGCUGCUCUGUGCAUGACCAAGAGAUCUAGAUCUAGAAAGUCACUCGCCCGUACACAUGGUUUUCGCAGGCGGAUGAGGACUACUGCCGGAAGAAAGGUCCUGAAGCGCAGACGCGACAAAGGAAGAAAGGUUCUCUGCACAAAGACGAACUCCCCCACUGGGAAGAAACGAAUGGUCUGAUUGCACUGCAUUUUGCGGCGCUCUUUAUCACAGUUGUAAGUGUACUUUUUUUUACAUCCCACAAAUCUCAGCUAUUCUCAACUGUAACAGUUGGUGCACAUUAUUUUCCCUUUUUCUGCUAAUUUGUGAACCACAUUAUCAACACAAAUUCAAGUUAGCCUUUUUGGCUGUGCAGUA